Molecule: messenger RNA, 5380 nt
Organism: Aspergillus wentii DTO 134E9
Lineage: Eukaryota; Fungi; Ascomycota; Eurotiomycetes; Eurotiales; Aspergillaceae
Exons: 11
Coding region: 1-5106 (1701 amino acids)
Source: RefSeq, a predicted model, not a curated record
AUGUUCGGUAAACUGCGCGAAAAGCUUCGCCGUGUUCGCAAAGGAGGCAGAGGCGAUGAUACUACGAAAGGAAACUCUCGUUCUACCAAUUUGUUCCAAGAGGGUAGGGGUGAGGCUGCGCCCGAACGUGGUCAAUUCCGGCUCGAGGCCGCCGAAAACGCGAAUGUUGACCGACCUAUCGAUGACACGAAGCAUCUAAAUGAAAGACUAGCUGAAGAAAGCUCGAAAUGCCUGGAAGAGCCUGAGCAAGAUGGGGUCGACUCCGACGUGUCUCCAACUAGCAAGCAACAUUCGAAGGGAACCUGUCUAGAAAAAGAAAGAAAAUCCGAUGACCCAGAGUUUGGAGCAAGGGCUUUGGAUAGAUUGAAGGAUGGUCACGAACAAGACGAAGCCAAGACCCCUGAAUGUCCUGUAUCUGAGACGAUACCUGCAGAUGAGAAAGCAGUUGAGAGAAGCGAUAAACCUGGUAAUGCAGGCCUCUGGCAAAGAGCUUUUGAUGAACUAAAUCAGGAUUUGAAGGGAAAGCUAUGUGAAGAAAAAGCUAUGCCUCUGGAAAAUGCCAUUCAAGAUGUCAUUGACAGAACGAAAGAGAACUUUGAAGCGUAUCAAAAUGGCGGACUGAAGUUCAAGAAGCAUGACGGAAAAGAAAUCAAUGUUCGUGAUGUGGCCAAAAAGAUUCUCAAUUCGGCUAUUCACUGUUCAGAAAUUGUCAAAUGGAUAGCAGCUUCGGACCCUAGUGGUCAUGCAUCAAGUGCGUGGGCAAUAAUCUCGCUUGGAUUGACAAUGGCCAAAAAUUUUGAGGAUCAGAAAGAAGCUGCUUUCAAAUCAUCUCAAUUUCUUGCUGAUAUCCUGGCUCGAUACGUUAUACUCGACAAUUAUUGUCGCACAGAGAAACUACCAAGCUCCGAUGGACUCGAUAAUGCUAUUUUGCAAGUAUACAAAGCAAUCCUAGAGUACACAGCAGAGGUGAAAAAGCGGCAGAGUACAAGCUUUUUGAAUCGCAUAGGGAACAGCAUCUUUCCAGACUCCGAUACAGAAUUGGCACAUCUCCGGUCUGCCGUGGAAGACCAGGACAAUAAAGUCAGAAAUUGGAGUCAGAUUCACACUCUGCUAUAUCACAGUACCAAGGGAGACGAAAUACUCGCCAGUAUUGAAAAGGUCUAUCAAAACACAGAGACAAUCAAGGACAAAGUCAAUUCGGAUGAAAUGGAUAAAAUUCUUGGGUGGCUGUCUGACAUUAAAUAUUCCCAGACUCAGGAUGACAACCAAAGGAUUCGAACAGACAACACUGGCGAUUGGCUUUUAUGUUCAGAUGAAUACAAACAGUGGAAGGCUACGCCUGGAAAGUUUCUCUGGUUAUAUGGACCUGCUGGUUGCGGGAAAUCGAUUCUUUGCUCUACCGUCAUUCAAGAUAUUAAAAAACAUUGCAACAAUUCCCCAUCGAGUAAAUUAUCCUACUGGUACUUUCAAUUCAGUCGCGGUGAGACACAAAACGUGAAAAACAUGACUCGGACUAUUAUUCGGCAACUGGUACCUGAAGAGCUUCCAAUAUCACUUGUAAAUCUAUGGAAAAAACAGAGCCAUCAAAACAGUGAUCCAGUCCAAGACGAGUUUUCAACAGUCCUCAAUGAUGUUAUUGAAUGUCAUAUGGGAGAUCAUUUAUUUCUUAUUUUUGACGCACUCGAUGAAUGUCCUGAUAAUGAGGUCCGUGAGAGAGAUUUGUUGCUUCGGCUUCUGAAGGGUCUGAUUGACAAGCACGGAAAUAAGAUCCAUCUUCUGGCAACAAGUCGAGUUGAAGAAGAUAUUCGCUGCCAUCUGGAGGAGAAUUUGAAUAUAGAUCCUGAGGACCGGAUAAAUCUGGAAGACCGAAUGAAUGAUGAUGUUGUGGCUUUUGUCUACAAGGCACUCAACCAGGGAAAGCUGAAAAGAUGGGAAAAGAACGAGCAAGUCAAACAUGAAAUUCUGGCAAAAUUAUUGAACACACACGAACAAAGACAUUUUCGCUGGACUCAUCUACAAAUUGAAUGGCUUGGAAAAUGUAAAAAAAAGGCCAAGAUCCUGGAAUCACUCAAAGAGAUGCCAAAAAGCCUGGGAGAAAUGUACCACAAAAUAUUUCAAGAGAUUCCUGAAGAUGAACAGGAGGACGCGCGCUCAAUACUCAUAUGGCUCAGUUUCUCUCUUACACCACUUGAGCUAGAAACGGUUGCAGCAGUAGUGGCCUAUCCGGAUCCUGAGGAUGUUGUCAAAACUUGCACUACCUCUUUGGUGACUGUUAGUCCAUCCGAUGGCACCAUCAAACUCGCCCAUUUUUCAGUGAAAGAAUUCUUGGCUGUCUCGAAUCCUACCCAUUGGUAUCAGUUUACUGCAAUUGGUGGCCAUGCGGAAAUAGUUAAUCGUGCCCUUGACGAUCUGCUUGACAAAACCGAGGAUAUUACUGCUAAAGAAUGUGCUGAUGAUCUGCCGCUCAUCAAAUAUGCCUCGACAUAUUGGAAUGAUCAUUUUUCAGAGCUUCCUGACUCUGAUAUUCAAUUUCCAGCCCUAGAAGAAAAGAUAUGUCGUCUGUUUGAAGAGGACAUAGUCUACUUAAACUGGCGGUCUGUGGCUCGAGAUGACUUUAAGCUGAUUGCAGGGGAUAUACCCAAAGAACAUUCAAUGUACAAUAGUACUGUUGAACCACCCAUCUGCUUGGCCUGUGAAAUGGGGGUGCAGAGUGUUGUUGAGAGACUACUUCUACAAGGGGCUGACCCUUUCACAACCUAUGAGAAAGGCUAUUACACUUAUACCACAUUCAAAGUGGCUAUCUGGAAUGGUCAUCUUACUAUUGUAAAGCAGCGGCUGAAGAACGUUGAGAUAUCAGAGAAAAUAGCUGAGGAUAUUGUGACUACCAUUGAUCUUCGUAAGGCUUCGCUUAAAGAAGUUGAAGACCUUCUGAACAUACUUUUGAGCACUGAUAUCUUAUAUGACAAGGAUGAAAAUGGACGUCUUGUUUUGUGUGAAAAUUUUGUUAUAGUCACAGCAGAGAAUCGCUCAGGAAAUCAGCUUAUGAGCCUUCUUUUGGAUAGGCAAGAACAGCUAGAGGUUCCUGUGACCGAGGAAGUUCUUGAUGCAGUGGCAAGGAAUACUAACUGCGGUGAAGAAACGAUGCGAAUGCUUUGUGAUAGGAGAGGGAAAGACAUUCAAAUCACCGAGAGACUAAUGUGGACAGUAGCCGAAAACUCUGGCAGAAAUCCUGGUAUACCAACUUUGGUCUUUGAAAAAUUUGGCGCUACCGUUCCUCUGAGUCACUGGACCAUCAGUGAUUUUGUGUACAACGCAACACCAGAAGUAAUGGAGUUUCUUUUACAGAUCCGUGGCGAUAAAAUUCAAGUUACAGAACGGUUGUUGCUCCAUGUGGCUAGAUAUCAGAGACAUUCUGGAGUGUUUCAAUUGCUCUGGAAAAGAGCGCCAGGCAUUGAAAUCACCGGGGAGCUUCUGUGGAGAAUUGCACGAGAGCGUAAAGGCCUCGAAUAUCUGGAAUUCUUACUCAGAGAAUGCCCUAAAGGCUGCUUCAUCGAUGAUAGAAUAGUCCAAAGAGUGGCAAAGUCUUCUUCUGGUCUGCCUCUGAUGCAAAUUCUUUUGGACAAACGAGAGGCAGGAUUGAUUGCUUUUCAUAUUUCCAAGAGAACAUUGAGAGCAGCUGCUCUUAAUUCACGACAGAUGAUGGACCUGGUCAUUAACAACGCAGGCCCGGAUGUUUCAAUCAAUGAGAUCCUAUGCCUGCUAGCUGGUUACCACUGUGAAAUAGAGCCUGUCUUGAAACAUUUUCUUGAGCUUGAUGAAAAUCUGCCAAUCAGCGAGGAAAUCUUAUGCUCAGCAGCUGCCAAUCUAUUGAAUGGGGAAUCUACUAUCUUGAAAUACUUGCUUGAGCUUGAUAAAAGCCCGCCAAUCAGCGAGAAGAUCACAGAAGAGGUAAUGGUAUCAGCAGUACGAAAUUACCGUCAAGGCGAAAAAGUACUCGAAUUGCUUUUCAACAAAUUCCCAGAUGCUCCAGUGACAGAUCGUGUCUUCGAGGCUUCUUGUUGGUACUCCAGGAAGUUGUCACUCUUGUUCAAACGAGGUCGUGAUCACAUGCAAGAUAGCCAAGUGAUAGCGAGGCUUCUUGAGAAGGAUAUUUUGAGCCUAUGGGAAGUGAAUGGUCUGCUUGAUAAAGGGCUACUUGACAUUGAUGAUAAUGUGGAGGCAGUGGGGGCCCAGAAAGCUUUGAUUACAGCAUUGAAAGAUCGGCAUCAGAUGGAAAAGCUGCUGGGUUUACGAAGAAGCGAUAUCCCAGUUACCGAAGACGUUAUACUGCAGGCUCUGAGGAACAUCUCAGUGGAUCCUGAGGCCUUCCAAAUGCUGACCGAUCGACUGGGAUCAGCAGUACCCACCACAGACAAAAUGUUGGAAAUGUCUCUUCUGAAUCAACAAUCUCGAUUCGUGGAUUCGUUGCUCAAAGAGAGGCAAGAUUGGAGUCUGCAACAGGUUUGGGAUGCGAUUUGGCAAAAUAAUCAAUACCACUUGAGAAAUAUUGUGAAAGUUGCGAAAUUUCUUCUGAAAUAUGGAGAAUUUGAUGUUUCACAGACCCUGCUGGAGUUCCUUCCACUCAGGGACUUCAGUGAUGAUGACUCUUAUUUCCGCCUUGAUGAGUUGUUUGAUCUAUGCGCUGAGCAAGACAUAUCAGCCCCUGCUAUCGAAAUGCUCACGGAGAUAGUAUUUCGACGUGUUCACGCGGUCCCUAUCCAGAGAUGCAUUCAUCGACUGGGUUCCGCGAUACCAGUUACCGAGAAAGUCUUUGAUUUGAUUUGGCAAAAUGAAAAAUUCUCUUUCAAGCAAAAAGUGAUACUUUCAAAUAUUCUUCUACAAUAUGGAGAAUUUGAUGUUUCACAGAAGCUGCUGAACCUCCUUCCAGAUGUCGAUACACAAGAGGGCUUCGACAACGAGGAUCUUAAUGAGUUGGUCAAUUUAUGUGUGAAACGAGACAUAUCAGCUCCUGCUACCAAAUUGGUCGCAGAGAUACUAUUUGAGCUUGGCCUGGAACAUACCAUCGAGAUUCAUCAGACACAAUCCCACGAUCCCACUCACGGAUGACCUGGUUCGACUUACAGAAAAGAAUAAUCGGGCAGAGAAGAAAGUUCUGAUGCGUGUCCUCAACAAGAAAAGAGCUGCGGACCAGAAGAUCGAGGUUGCUGGAACAAAGACAGAAGCAGAAGAAGCCUAGCUCGCGCCAUUUUGAACUGUUGAUCAUUCAAAGUCUGUAUCUAGUUGAAUAAAUUUCAACUCAAGAAUGGCCAUUUGAAUGAGACUUGUAUAUAUCAUAUGAAAAGGGCGAACAUGGCAGCGUAGCCCUAACUUACGUGGGAAG